Messenger RNA from Strongyloides ratti, 381 nucleotides. RefSeq names its product Hypoxia induced protein, domain-containing protein. Lineage: Eukaryota; Metazoa; Nematoda; Chromadorea; Rhabditida; Strongyloididae. The coding region runs from base 1 to 381 and encodes 126 amino acids. Gene Ontology annotation, cellular component: mitochondrion. The transcript has 2 exons. The record is from RefSeq and is a predicted model, not a curated record. Gene Ontology annotation, biological process: mitochondrial respirasome assembly.
AUGGAUUCUAAAAGUGAAAAUGAAGAAUUAAAGUGGAAAGUAGUUAAAAAACACACAACUGGGACUGUUCCUGUAAUUCCUUCAGAUGUAUUUGAAGAAGAAAAAAGUAGUGGUAUAAGCGAAGCUAUUACAAAAAGUUUAAGAAAUCCAUUUGUUCCUGCUGGAUUGAUUGCUACUUGUGCUUGUCUUAUAGGAAUGUUUUCUGCUACAAAAAACCGUGAUUUAUUAAAGGCACAAUAUUACAUGAGAGGUAGAAUUGCAGCUCAAGCAUUUACAGUAACUUCAUUAGUAAUUGGAGGACUAUACUCUUUAAAUUGGGAUUUAAGUGUUUUUUUUAAAAGGUCACCAAAAUUACCCAAAUUUUCAGAAGUAAAUCAAUAA